Messenger RNA from Caenorhabditis elegans, 738 nucleotides. RefSeq names its product DUF5380 domain-containing protein (gene F46C5.1). NCBI's taxonomy places the organism in Eukaryota, Metazoa, Nematoda, Chromadorea, Rhabditida, Rhabditidae. Gene Ontology annotation, cellular component: membrane. Bases 25 to 390 code for a protein of 121 amino acids. The transcript is spliced from 3 exons. The record is from RefSeq and is marked reviewed.
GCUUAAACUUCUAAAAUAUCUACAAUGCAAUCUCACUUCAUCACCACUGCUUCCAUUCUUUUGGUUGUCAUCGUUGCCUUCUGUGCCGCUGCCCCAAUGAUUGAGGAGCCAAAACUUGAAAAGCCAACCAAUCUCGAAAUUUUGUUCGCUAAAAUUGUGAAAAAGCAGAAUGAGUCCAAGCAACACCGUCUCAUCAACUUUAUCAGCCGUGCCAUGCCAGGAGGUGUCGAUGCUCCAAUUGCAUCAAUGGCUGAAUACGAGACUUUCAAAUCUGACAAAUCUGCCAAUUUCUUGAGCGACGGAGCCGGACACGUAGUUUUCCGCCAAUACAGACGUGCUCGUCUUUCUGAUAUUCUCCACAAUGUCAACCGCCGUGCUGGAGGAGUCUAAUUUGACCAUUCGAUCCCAUUGAUCUAGAUCAUUCGACCAUCCCCUCAGUUUUAUCAUUUAGUUUCCUUAUUAUCCUGUAAUAAUUUCAUUCUUUUUCCCCAACCCUGUCUCAUUUGACAGUUUCUGUACACUCAUUUUCCCCUCUCCACUGGACAUAUCAAUUCGCCAUAUCAGACGACACUUUCUUAUGACAUAUCAUCUUCAUCAUCUACCGACAUAUCAUUCGACACGGGUCCACCCACGACGAAAAAACUCUCAUUGUGUUCCUUACAUGAAAUGUUUCUGUGUACAUUCCGACUUCCUUUUUUUGUAUGUAUAUUUCGAUCAAGAAUAAAAUGGUAAAUUAAA